Molecule: messenger RNA, 723 nt
Organism: Fragaria vesca subsp. vesca
Lineage: Eukaryota; Viridiplantae; Streptophyta; Magnoliopsida; Rosales; Rosaceae
Product: D-tyrosyl-tRNA(Tyr) deacylase-like
Exons: 7
Coding region: 5-583 (192 amino acids)
Biological process (GO): tRNA metabolic process
Cellular component (GO): cytoplasm
Molecular function (GO): D-tyrosyl-tRNA(Tyr) deacylase activity
Source: RefSeq, a predicted model, not a curated record
AACCAUGUAUUACUGCCUCUCUACGCUUCCCCACUUUGCAACUAUACGGCCCAAACCCACGUCUCUCUCUCCACAUCGAGCUCUCCCCAUCAGAGCCAUGAGAGCCGUCGUCCAGCGAGUCGCCUCCGCCAGCGUCGAGGUGGAAGGCCGCACCGUCUCGGCCAUUGGGCCGGGUCUUCUCGUCCUUGUCGGGCUUCACGAGUCCGAUACCGUCUCCGAUGCCGAGUACAUAUGCCGGAAGGUGUUGAAUAUGCGGCUGUUCACAAAUGAGAGUAGUGGCAGAGGAUGGGACCAAAACGUAAUGCAGAGGAACUAUGAAGUCUUACUAGUGAGUCAAUUUACAUUGUAUGGAACCUUGAAGGGUAACAAGCCUGAUUUUCAUGUGGCCAUGGCGCCGGAUAAAGCAAAGCCCUUUUAUGCUUCGCUGGUUGAGAGCUUUAGAAAAUCCUACAAGCCGGAUGCAAUAAAAGAUGGUGUGUUUGGAGCAAUGAUGAAGGUAAAUCUGGUAAAUGAUGGACCAGUUACAAUGCAAUUCGACUCACCAUCCCCUAAGAACUCAAAUGGUGUCAUUGAAGAAUCGUGAUUUGGUUGGCUUGGCUUUGAUUCAAUGUAUACUUGGCAAUACAGCGGAAUUCAAGUGUGUGGAAUAUAAUUUAAGAUUUUUGAGAUCAAUAGCAAUGGCUGAUGACACUUGGAAUUGUAUCAUAUGGAUCAUGAUGUUUU